Quercus robur (English oak) is the source of this 3305-nucleotide messenger RNA. RefSeq lists its product as uncharacterized. NCBI's taxonomy places the organism in Eukaryota, Viridiplantae, Streptophyta, Magnoliopsida, Fagales, Fagaceae. The transcript is spliced from 21 exons. Gene Ontology annotation, molecular function: metalloexopeptidase activity. The record is from RefSeq and is a predicted model, not a curated record. Gene Ontology annotation, biological process: proteolysis. The coding region runs from base 263 to 2884 and encodes 873 amino acids.
CGACAAACGAAACGUCGUGGGAGGUUCUGACCAUUUGUAUUUAUACCAUUUGUUUACGCAUGUAAACUCCGCCAACAAACACAUUCAGGCUACAUUUACUCACUUUGUCACCCUUUCUUUCUCUUUCUCACUCUCUCUUCCCUUUCCAUAAUCAAAUCACUACAAAUCACUAUAAAAAAGCCUUGUUCUCUCUGUGUGUUUUCAUUGUGAUUGACUCUCUCUCUCUCUCUCUCUCGGAGCUGAAAACCAAAAAAAAAGAAAAAUGGCUCUGAUGAGGUUGAGUAAGGGGGAUAUCUCUGGGUUCAAAUUCUUGUUCGCUUUGGCGAUCAUGUACGGUCUCAUGACGAUGCUUGUCCACCCUAUUCUCCACAUGAAGUUCGUUAAGCCUCUUGGGAUCGACGCGCCUCUCGAUCGCUUCUCGGAAGCCAGGGCUGUCCAACACAUCCGCGUUUUGUCCGAAGAUAUCGAUGGCCGCCAAGAAGGUCGAGCUGGUCUGCGAGAAGCUGCUGAUUAUAUCAAAGGACAGCUGGAAAUGAUAAAGGAGCGAGCUGGAUCAGAUAUUAGAAUAGAAAUUGAGGAGUCUGUUGUUAAUGGAUCCUUCAACAUGAUGUUCUUAGGGUACAGCAUAUCUCUGGGUUAUAGAAAUCAUACAAACAUCGUGAUGAGGAUAUCACCAGCAAAUUCACAGGACAGUGACCCAUCACUUUUAUUGAAUGGUCAUUUUGAUAGCCCGCUUGGUUCCCCAGGUGCUGGUGACUGUGGUUCAUGUGUUGCAUCAUUGCUGGAAGUAGCAAGGCUCACUGUAGACUCUAACUGGGUCCCACCUCGGCCUAUUAUUUUUCUUUUUAAUGGUGCUGAAGAACUAUUUAUGUUGGCUGCACAUGGUUUCAUGAAGACACAUAAAUGGCGUGAUACAAUUGGAGCUUUUAUAAAUGUGGAAGCAUCUGGUUCUGGAGGCCCUGACUUGGUUUGCCAAUCUGGACCUGGUUCAUGGCCUUCUCGCAUCUACGCUCAAUCAGCAGUGUACCCAAUGGCUCAUAGUGCGGCUCAGGAUGUUUUUCCAGUAAUUCCUGGAGAUACAGAUUACCGAAUAUUUUCCCAAGAUUAUGGCAAUAUUCCUGGGCUGGAUAUCAUCUUUCUCCUUGGUGGUUAUUUUUAUCAUACCUCCUAUGAUACAAUUGAGAAACUAUUACCUGGGAGCAUCCAAGCACGUGGGGACAAUUUGUUCAGCAUAAUUAAGGCCUUCACCAAUUCUUCUAUGCUACAAAAUGCCCGUGAUAGAGAAUCUUUUGCUGCUACUGCCAACAAUUACGUGGAUCAGGAUGUUUUCUUUGAUUACUUAACAUGGUUCAUGAUAGUCUAUUCAAGAAGGGUAGCUCUUAUACUUCAUAGUAUUCCUAUUGCCAUCUUCCUUACUAUGCCCUUAUUUUUGUGUUUGCUGUAUUCUGGAUUGCGUUCUUGGUUUGCAAUCUUCUGUGAUUUUACAAAAGGACUGCUGUUCCACACUACUGGGGUUAUACUUGCAAUUAUUGUUCCGAUUUUAUUUUCGAUCAUAAGAUUGCUGUUCUCUAGUCAUGCGAUGAGCUGGUUUGCUCAUCCAUACUUGGCUUUCAUGAUGUUUGUCCCCUGUUCACUUGUUGGUCUGUUAAUUCCAAGAAUCUUUUGGAGUUGCUUUCCUCUCUCUCAAGAGGUUUCAGUUCUUAAAACUUCAAGAGAGGCACUAUCUGAUGAAGCAAGAUUUUGGGGAGCAUUUGGUUAUCAUGCUAUAUUUACAUUGGCUUAUCUUGUAGCUGGCUUGAGUGGAGGCUUCUUGACUUUUUUCCUGUCUGCUUCUAUGCUUGUUUCAUGGGUUUCCUCUCGCUUGGCAGUCAAAUAUUAUGGAUGCCAAUUGCUCAGGUCAACAGUUAUUUACAUAAUACCUCUAAUUCCAUGCCUUACAUAUGGUGUUUACUUCGGGGGGUUUCUUGUUCAAUUUGUGAUUGAAAAGAUGGGCAUGGUGGGUGCUAUUCCACCCCCUUACGGGUAUUUUCUUCCAGAUAUUAUGGUGGCAGCAACAAUUGGAGUUGUAACUGGUUUGUGUGUGGGCCCCCUACUACCUAUAUGUGGUAAUUGGUUAGCAAGGUCAUCAGUUCUGCAAUUUUUGCUGCAUCUUACUGUGCUUGCCUUGGCCCUGUCAUCGCAAUUCUUUCCAUAUAGCAACGAUGCACCUAAGAGGGUUGCUUUUCAGCAUACAUUCAUUACUGCAGAUGCAAAUCAGGUUGUAGACUCCACGUAUGAUUUUUCUGUGGUGGAUUCCAAUUCUCUACUUUUCCUUUUCAAAUAUGUACCUGAAGUGGCAAAGGAAUUGCACAUUGGUUCAGAGUUAUCUUUUGAAACUGCAAUGUCGUCUCACCAGGAGAGUUGGAUGGCAACAUACCCAGUUACUUUUUUGUUCUCAAGAAGCUUGAAGUUCCCCACAGGAAGCGAUGAUGUUUUGAAGCAGUAUAGAUAUUUCCCACAUUUGUCUGAGUAUAAGCCACGUACAAUUUUUAGCAAAGGAUCUCGAAGAGUAUACUUGGAACUUUCCUUAGGUUCAUUAGAGGAGAUUUGGGUUACAGUCCUUAAUAUUACUGGUCCCUUAUCCGGUUGGUCAUUUGCAGAUAAUAUUCUUCCAGCUCCUGAAAUAAUUCGCGGUUGUCCACCUUCAUAUAUAUUGAGACUCAGUGGAACCAGCCACGAGAAUUGGACCUUCUGGUUAGAGGCUAGCAGUUCUGAAAAAUUAAGGGUGCAAGUUUCUGUAUUAGACCAAAAUUUAUUUGGUCCGGCAAAGAAGUUGAAAAGCCUUUUCCCUGACUGGGUGGAUGUUACUGCUUAUUCUAGCUUUAUUUCCAAUUAUAUCUUUUAGCUCCACAACGGCAGGGUUUUUCGCAAGCCUGCCAAUGCAUUGGUUGGAAAAUCAAAUCCUGUAUGAGAUGGUUUAAUUAAAAAUCAAUAGGUUUCAAAAUUCAUCUGAUUUUUUUUUUUUUUUUUUUUUUUUGUUUGGCUGAACACUUCAUUCUUCUCCAUCAUGCCAAUAGUAGGACCAAGACCAAUGCCGUAAACCCUCACCAGCUCCCACGGAUGUAUUUUUUUUGUCACAGUAUUUUGACUAGUUUUAUGAGAAGAUGGAACUAUACUGAAGGGACAAAUAAUAAUGUCAGUAGGUCUUGUAUACCCAUGACGGCAGCAUUGCCAAGAAAUUGCAACAAAUGAUUGAUGUAGCAGAUUCCCUAGUGAAAAUUGUUUUGAUUCAGGAAAAUUUGAAAGAAAAAUUUACAUUGAUGUCA